Brassica napus (rape) is the source of this 3224-nucleotide messenger RNA. Its product is annotated as probable lysophospholipase BODYGUARD 5. Bases 1834 to 3171 code for a protein of 445 amino acids. The transcript is spliced from 4 exons. NCBI's taxonomy places the organism in Eukaryota, Viridiplantae, Streptophyta, Magnoliopsida, Brassicales, Brassicaceae. The record is from RefSeq and is a predicted model, not a curated record.
CUAAUAAUGUAGGAUAUAGAAGAAUUUCUAAACCCUAAAACAUGAUGAACUCUUUAAAAGAAAACAUUUUAUACACUUAUUCAUUUUCUGUACUUGUUUCUUAUUCAAAUUUUCGAGAAAGCUUCUUUCUAACAAUGUAGGAUAUAGAAAAAUUCUAAACCAUAAAACAUGAUGAACUCUUUAAAAGAAAACAUGAUUAGUUUUAUACACUUAUUCAUUCUAUAAAUAGUUUCAACUUUCUAUUGUAUAGUCGCAGUUAACAACAACACUAUUUCUUGCAACGUCAGUUACUAAUUACAAAAUUUUGAAUAGACACUAAAAAGUUACAUAUAUAGUCUUUUUUAAUUUCAUUAAAAUUGAAAAUAUACAAACAAGAACAACAUCAAACCAGAGAGAACAACCACAAACUACAACAAUUACGUGAAAGCACAAAUGAAUGUGUAGGCCAAGACCAAUGCAGGAAGCCAGAUCUCAAACCCAAGAGGAUAGUUAGGAGCACAAGAACACAUCCAAGACCAGCAGCAAUAGGCAGACUCCCCAGGGCAACGCAAGAGCAGACAUGGAGGCUAGACAUUGGUGAAUCCAGCACUCAAGACCAGCAGCAAUAGUCUUCUUUUCAAUAUAUAAAUAGUAUAUAAAAAAAGAGUUAUAAAAAUAGGCAAUACUUCACGUCGCCAAAUAUUCAACACUUUCUGAUAAUUUUACUUCAAAAUUCUAUAAUGAGCAACGAUAACUUUGUUGAAGUAAUUUAAUUUAUUGAAAUUGGACAUAUUACUAUUCUAAUUAUUUUAAAUACAACCAUGAUAUAUAGUUUUUAUCAAUAAUGGGAAAACUAUACUUCUAUUGAGACGACUUAGACUUUUUUCUUUGAAAUUUGAUAAAAUACACAUCGCAUUAGUUUUUUAGCACCAUGAGAAUUCCACCUCACCAACAAGGGAUCGAGAUCUAAGAUAAUUCAAAGGAUUUUAGAUUAAUCAAAUAAUCCAGUCUCCAUGUGAUCCACUCAUACACUAUUUUUUUGUCACCUGAGUAGACUUAUAACAAAAUGUCUAAGUUGGGUCUUAACUUUGUCAUUUGUGACCACAAAAUUUAAUUUUGUUAAAUUUAAUCAUUCACUAAAAAAGUCUAGUUUUACUUCCAUAACUUUAUACUUUUGUCAUAACAUGAAUAACCAAAUACUAGAAAACCAUUGUACAAAAUUUGUUAAUUAGGUACAACAAAAUUUCAGGCAUCAAUUAAAAAUAAACAUUGAUCAAGGUUUUUUUUGCUUGUAGUACAUUUCGAGUUAUAUACUAAGAAAAAACUUGAUCAAAGUUUAUCUAUAUUGUUAUUGCCUGAAAUUUUAUUUUCCACCUAAUUAACCAUUAGUUUUUUUUAUUCUUUUAAACAGAAGGGCAUAUUAAUAGAAAUAUAGAAUUAUACUUUUUGAGUGUAUGAUCAUUAAUUAAAAUUAAAUAUUGAUCAAGUUUUUCUUAGUAAAUAUAAGCUAACUAAAAUGCUUAUUGUAGAAAAAACAUGAAAAGAAGUAAAAUGGUACAGGCUCUUCUCUUGUUGCUUACUUGCAUGAGUUUAUGACGACUAUAGUAUAAACCCGAUCUUUGGAGGAGCAACAUUUUUUUGGACUAAUUUGGAGGAGGAACUUACGUGAAAUAAAAUUUAAAAAAAUUCUCAAAUACACUCAACCAACUAAUAAUAACAUACCUCCAAAAAAAAUUUAUCAAACAAAAUUUUUACUCACUAAUUGAAGUCUAUAAAAAGCUGUGUUAAGAGAUGUUUUUCAUCACAACUCACCAGUCUCUCUUUUCCUCUUUCUCGAUCUAAAAGGUCGCUACGAUGAUGGCUUCGACUUUUCAAGAAAACUGUAUUUCAGUAAUCAACGGAGCUCCAAGUUGGGCUGUUUUCUUUCUUUUUGAUCUUCUCGACAAUUUUCUCUGCAUCGUUUUCAGAUUCCUCGACCAAGUUAUGGAAGAAAAACUAGAGUCAUGCCAGUGUAAUAAUCCUCAAGAGACAUCCGGAUACGAGUUUCUUUCAGACCAUCAACACUUGUCCGAGACUCUUUACCGUAGGAGAAACAUUUUCCGACAAGCCGGUUUUCUCCGGUUUGCUAGAAAACUCCCAGAGAUCACCAAGAAAAUCGGUAUAGCUACUUUCUUGAGAAAUUUCCUUUUUCCCGAUAAAAUGAAGAAAGUCCCUCGUGAGGUUGCAAACAGAUGGUCUGAUUGUGGUUGCAAGAAUUGUGUUUCUUGGACUAGCACCGAUCAACUUAACGUGAUCGUCAAGCAACCUUCAGUAUCUUCAGAUUUAUCAAUGAGCAACAAACUGGUAGAGAACGUUAUUUUCAUACACGGAUUCUUAGCAUCUUCAUCGUAUUGGACCAACACGGUGUUCAAAUAUCUACCAGAUACCACGGAGAAAACUAACUACAGAUUCUUCGCGGUCGAUCUUCUAGGGUUUGGAGACAGUCCAAAACCUAGAGACUGUCGAUAUUCGUUGCAAGAACAUGUUGAAAUGAUCGAGAAAUCGGUUAUUUUACCAAACAAUCUGACUUCAUUCCAUGUUGUAGCACACUCCAUGGGAUGCAUCGUUGCAGUAGCCUUAGCUGCCAAAUUCUCCGGUAGUGUCAAGUCCGUCGCUUUAGUAGCUCCGCCGUACUUUGGUGAUAAAGAAGGAGCAAGUUGUGAUGCUCUUGAUGUGAUAGCCGAGAAGAAACUUUGGCCUCCAACUUCGUUUUUCUCAGCGAUGAUGGCUUGGUACGAACACAUUGCACGUGGGGUUUGCUUUGUUGUGUGUAGGCACCACCGUACAUGGGAGAAGAUCAUCAAAAUUAUAACUUGGAGAAGUAAACUACCAAUGGCGAUAACCGAACUGACCAAGCACACGCAUCAGUCGUCAUGGCAUAGCAUGCACAAUGUGUUAUGCGGAGGAGCAAAAUUCACGGAUAAACACCUUGAAAGUUUGAUAAAUUCCGGUGUUAAAAUCAGUGUGGUGCAAGGGAAUAAAGAUGCUGUGGUUCCUAUUGAUUGUCUAUGGAACAUGAAAGCUAAGUUCCCGGCGAUUCAAGUUGAAGUUAUUGCCGGAACCGAUCAUAGUUCGGUGAUAAUGAGUAGAAUAGAGGUCUUUGUUACAAACCUUGUUAAGUUGUGGGCUUCUUCCGGAAAGAAACAAAACUAGUGGAAAAUGCCUAUAAGAUUUAAACUUUAUAAUAAAGUCUUCAAACGUCAAAA